AUGGUUCGCCCGCGCGGAAGGUCGAAUCUGGGCGUGGACAUCCGGGGCGACACCAGCGCCCCCGCGAUGUCCACCAUGAAUGAAGUCAGCCCGAUUGAGCCUUCCUCUCCCGACCUGAAUAAGCAAUUGGACAAGCAAUAUGCAGACAAGGCCAAGACAAAUUCCAAGAAGCGUCGCAAUCGCUCCCACCUCCACCGCUUCGCCGAUACCUGCCUCCGCUACACCUGGCUCCUCCCGUUGCUCAUCAUGAUCUUCCUGCUGUCGCUGUACGCGGUCAACCCGACAACUUCGAACCCAAUGCAUAGCGCCAUCUUCUUAUCCUACCCGCAGCCACCAAAGUCUCCCGGCGGAUCCAUCAUGUACGGUAAGGGUAAGAAGGAUAUCGCUUUCGUGGCCUUCUACACAGUGGUGCUGUCCUUCACGCGCGAGUUCAUCAUGCAGCAGAUUAUCCGUCCGUUCGCGGUGUACUGCGGUAUCCGCGGAAAGGGCAAGACUGCGCGCUUCAUGGAGCAGGUGUAUACCGCCAUCUACUUUGGCAUUUUCGGACCGUUUGGGCUAUAUGUCAUGAAGCGCUCGGACAUUUGGUAUUUCAACACCACUGCCAUGUUCGAGGGCUUCCCUCACCGCGAGCACGAGGGUCUUUUCAAGGCUUACUAUCUACUCGAGGCCAGCUAUUGGGCGCAGCAGGCUAUUGUGCUCCUGCUGCAGCUGGAGAAGCCGCGCAAGGAUUUCAAGGAAUUGGUCGGACACCAUAUUAUCACCCUGGCGCUGAUUGCGCUCAGCUACCGAUUCCACUUUACCUACAUGGGUCUUGCAGUGUACAUCACGCACGAUGUGUCGGACUUUUUCCUGGCGACCUCCAAAACGCUCAACUAUCUCGAUGCGUACAUCACCGUGCCCUACUUCGGUACAUUCGUUGGCAUGUGGAUUUACCUCCGCCACUAUCUGAAUCUGAAGAUUCUCUGGGCCGUUCUGACCGAGUUCCGCACCGUUGGACCCUUUGAGCUGAACUGGGAGACUCAGCAGUAUAAGUGCUGGAUCAGUCAGUACAUCACUUUCGCUCUGCUAGCCAGUCUGCAAGCCGUCAACCUCUUCUGGCUGUUCCUAAUUCUGCGUAUUCUCGCCAACUACAUCUUCAACAGCGUCACCAAAGACGAGCGCAGCGAUGACGAAGAUGAAGAAGAGCUCGAGACAGAUCCCAAGGCCAUCGCCACCGGCAUUGAGAACCAAGCCCCCCAAGUUCUUGUCAACGGCGAACCGGCUGAGCCUCCGGGUCCUCGCAGAUACAGCAAAAAGGACUCAUAA
Molecule: messenger RNA, 1305 nt
Organism: Penicillium maclennaniae
Lineage: Eukaryota; Fungi; Ascomycota; Eurotiomycetes; Eurotiales; Aspergillaceae
Product: TLC domain-containing protein
Exons: 3
Coding region: 1-1305 (434 amino acids)
Biological process (GO): ceramide biosynthetic process
Cellular component (GO): membrane
Molecular function (GO): sphingosine N-acyltransferase activity
Source: RefSeq, a predicted model, not a curated record